This is a messenger RNA of Spodoptera exigua (beet armyworm), 1496 nucleotides long. NCBI's taxonomy places the organism in Eukaryota, Metazoa, Arthropoda, Insecta, Lepidoptera, Noctuidae. The record is from the annotation of a GenBank genome assembly.
GAACUGGACAGGUCGCAAUACUCGCGUUGUUCCUAUAUUGCUUCAUGAAGAUAAAGUCGACUGGAUAAAGUCUGCAUUUAUUAUCCAUAUUCCAGUAUUCUACUCAAUGUACAACGUAACUUUAAGUUAAGGUGUAGUGCUGACAAAGCCUGAACGAUUGCACUUAAAAGCAUUUCUUGAAAUAUUUACAAAAAUGUUAAGUCUGUCAAACCUGUGCCGCUGCACACAGUCUCUGCGGGUGGCUCAGAGCAAGUUACUGGUGUCUGGUGCAAGGAAUGGCUUUAACACAACAAAUAUUGUCAGCCGACAACUCAUCACACAGAAUAAUAAAGCCAGCAGGUUCAAAGGAUUAAGGCUAACAGAUCUUCUGAAGCCUCAAAGCAUUGCAGUUCGCUUCUGCCAGAAUGCCCCGAAACAGAAAUCCUCAAAAGUAGUGGGAUACUGGCUCCUAGGAUGUUCGGGGAUGGUGUUCACUGCCGUCGUGCUAGGUGGCGUGACCAGGCUAACGGAGUCAGGGUUGUCAAUGGUGACAUGGAAACUUCUUGGAGAGAAAAUGCCGAGGUCUGAAGAGGAGUGGCAACAGGAGUUUGAAAAAUAUAAGCAGUAUCCAGAGUUCAUAUAUAAAAACCAAAACAUAACGCUAUCAGAGUUCAAAUGGAUUUGGUACAUGGAGUUUGCUCACCGUACGUGGGGGCGUGCUAUUGGCGCUGCUGUGUUCCUGCCCGCCGCUUUCUUCUGGGCUAAAGGCUAUUUAGACAAGGCGAUGAAAAUUCGGGUCGGGGCUUACUGCAUGCUCGUUGCGGCUCAGGGUCUAAUGGGCUGGUACAUGGUCAAAUCAGGUCUAGAAGACCGUUUCCAAGGACCAUCAGAUGUGCCCCGAGUGUCUCAGUACCGUCUCGCUGCCCAUCUGAGUUUAGCUUUCAUUCUGUACUCUGGACUCCUAGCUGGAGCUCUGAGGGUGCUCCGCCCCUUCCCUACUGCCUCCACACUCAGGACUCUUAAGGAACUGAAGAGCAUCACUGCGCUCGCGCAUACAGUUAAGGCUAUGGCUUUCUUGACUGCUGUUUCAGGCGCCUUCGUAGCGGGUUUAGACGCCGGCCUAGUAUACAGUUCAUUCCCAAAGAUGGGAGACAAAUGGAUUCCUGAUGACAUUCUGGAAUUCUCACCAACACUGCGCAACUUCACUGAGAAUCCCACGACGGUGCAGUUCGACCAUAGGAUCCUUGGUACCACUACCCUGGCACUGGUAACUGGACUAUGGUACAUGUCCAGAGGGAAGGCGCUGUCUCCCAUGGCAAGGAGAGUCGUCAAUGGAGUCGGAGCUAUGGCGUGGUUACAGGUGUCGCUGGGUAUCAUGACCCUCCUAUACUACGUGCCGACCCCGCUGGCCGCCUCGCACCAGUCCGGCUCUCUAGUGCUCCUGUCUCUCGCUAUCUGGCUCACACACGAGAUCAAGCUGUUGAAAUACAUACCAAAGUAACGCACCCAACACAGAC